Molecule: messenger RNA, 5998 nt
Organism: Macrosteles quadrilineatus (aster leafhopper)
Lineage: Eukaryota; Metazoa; Arthropoda; Insecta; Hemiptera; Cicadellidae
Product: pyruvate dehydrogenase phosphatase regulatory subunit, mitochondrial
Exons: 17
Coding region: 354-3182 (942 amino acids)
Cellular component (GO): mitochondrial matrix; mitochondrion; cytoplasm
Molecular function (GO): protein binding; oxidoreductase activity
Source: RefSeq, a predicted model, not a curated record
UGAGCCAACGAAUUGUAUCAGUAUCAAUAGUGAAUAGCAAGAUUAUAAGGAAGAUGUCCAGUAUUUUUACGCAAAUUUUUAAAUGCUUUUUCGUCUUAAAUAUCUUCAUGCCUUUAUGAUAGCAAUUUAGGGUGUUGAUGUGCAAAACUAGAAAUGCUAAAACAUUCUUGGAUGUUUGUUUUCAAAUUAUGAUGGUUAAGCAUUACAAAGCCGGCGUUGUUGCGUAUCAGGAUUAGGAAUGACCUUGUUUAUGUUGUUAGAUUUCUUUAGCCUAUUUUGAACCUUUGUCAGUGAUGUCGUGAUUUAUAUCUAGCAAAUUUGAUCAUCACCUGUUGAUAGUAUUGAUUACAGAAAUGCUUAAAAACUGCAUAUUAAUCUCUGCUGUUGCAAACAAAGGUCUAGCAACUGCCACCAAUGUAGCAGGUUGUUUAAGUAACUUAGCCAUUUCAAGAAAGAUACAUGCACCUUCUUCAUCUAGAAGUAAUGAACUUAAAUCGGCAAACCAUGAACAAUCUGAAAAACUUCCUGAUUUUUCAAAAGUUGUAAUAUGUGGUGGUGGUGUAUUAGGCGCAUCUGUUGCUUAUCAUUUAGCAGAGUUAGGCUGGGGAAAACACACAGUUGUGUUGGAACAAGGGAGGUUGGGGGGUGGAAUGACCUACCAUUCUUCAGGCCUGGUUGGAGUGUUUAAGCCAAGUCGAGCUCAGGUCAGGCUUUGUAAGGAAAGUGUCCAGCUGUACAGUAGCCUAUCUGCCCAAGGAGUCAAUCUUGGAUGGACACAGUGUGGCAGCCUGAACGUAGCCAGAACCAGAGACAGAAUGACACACUUCCGCAGGAUGAAAGCCGCAUCAGUAGCCCUCGGUAUAGAGUGUGAAUUGGUCACUCCAGAACAAGCUCAGAAACUUUGUCCGAUCAUCCAAGUAGACGAUCUGAAGGGAGGACUCUGGAUACCAGGAGAUGGGGUGUGUAACCCGUACGAGAUGUGCAUCUCAUUACUUGAACUGGCCAAGCAGAAAGGUGUACAAGUAUACGAGUUCUGUGGUGUAGACAAGGUGUUGACGGAAGGUGACCGUGUAUCCGGCGUGGAGACCAACCUGGGUGUGAUGGGGUGUGACACGUUCGUAAACUGUGGUGGCUUCUGGGCACGACACAUCGGCCAGAUGAGUGACCCAGUGGUCAAAGUGCCUUUACACCCGGUUGAACAUUACUACCUACACACAAAGCCUAUCGAAGGGUUGGAUCCUUCGACUCCUGUAAUGAGGGAUUUAGACGGUCAGGUGUACUUGAGACAGCAUGAUGGUUGUUUGCUCGCCGGCGGAUUCGAACCUAUCGCCAAACCUGCCUAUGAGGAUGGAAGUGUGCCUUUAGAAGUGAUGGAAGUGGAAUUGGAACUGCCUAUGAAAUUCUUUCAUCCCGAUUUUCCAGAACCAAACAAAAACGAUUCGAUGGUGGAGCGUGUCCUGCCGGAAGACUGGGACCACUUCCAUGUACUGUUGGAGCAGUUGUUACACAGGGUCCCACGUCUUGGUAGCGCAGUCCUGCACAAGCUGACCAAUGGACCAGAGGCAUUCUCUCCUGACUGCAAGUGGAUCAUUGGAGAGGCUCCGGAGCUACGCAACUACCAUGUGGUGGCUGGUAUGAAGACUGUUGGCAUCUCAGCCGCUGGAGGUGUAGGCAGAGCCACAGCUGAACGAAUAAUUACCGGUCUAUUCCCUUACGAUAUGUACGAGCUUGACAUCUGUCGGUUUCUUGGCCUACACAACAACCGAAAGUUUCUACGAGACCGUAGCAGAGAAGCCCCUGGUCUACACUAUGCACUGCACUACCCGUUCAGAGAGUUCCGCACGGGCCGCAACCUUCGUAUGUCUCCCAUCUACCCCAGACUGAGGGAAGCGGGAGCUGUGUUUGGACAAGUCAUGGGUUACGAGAGACCAACAUACUUUGACCCUGACUACGUUGAGGAAGGCAUGACCAAGGAAGGUCAACGACCUUACCGCAUUGCUGAGACAAACACAUUCGCCAAGCCCGACUGGUUUGACUUUGUAGCCAGAGAGUAUGAGGCGUGCCGGGAAACAGUUGGUCUCUGUGACUAUUCAUCAUUCACCAAAAUCGACCUUUCGUCCAAGGGACGGGAGGUGGUGGAUCUUCUGCAGUAUUUGUGUUCCAAUGAUGUGGAUGUCCCAGUAGGCAGCAUCAUACACACUGGGCUGCAGAACAAUAGAGGUGGCUAUGAGAACGACUGCAGCUUGACGAGGCUGUCAGAGAACCAUUACAUGAUGAUUGCACCCACCAUCCAACAGACCAGGUGCAAGACGUGGAUAGAGCGACAUCUCCCAUCAGACAGCUCAGUGUCCCUGUCUGAUGUCACGUCAAUGUUUACAGCUAUAGCCAUCAUCGGACCCUUCACUCGCACAAUGCUGUCAGAACUCACGGACACUGACCUGUCUCCCAAGUCAUUCCCGUUUUUCACUUACAAGGAGUUGGACGUGGGAUUAGCCAAUGGGAUACGCACAAUGAACAUAACCCACACCGGUGAACUGGGAUAUGUUUUGUACAUACCAAAUGAGUUUGCGCUCCAUGUGUACAACAAGCUACUAGAAGUAGGUUCCAAGUACAACAUACAACACGCCGGACACUAUGCCACCAGAGCUCUGAGGAUAGAGAAGUUCUACGCCUACUGGGGCCAGGACCUGGACACUACCACAACACCUCUGGAGUGUGGAAGGUCUUGGCGUGUCAAGUUUGAUAAAGGAGAGUUCAUCGGACGAGACGCUCUGUUGCGUCAGAGGGAGGAAGGGGUGAAGCGGAUGUACGUACAGUUGCUGCUGCAAGACCACGACCCUGACAUUGAACUGUGGGCGUGGGGAGGCGAACCAAUCUUCAGAGACAAUAAGUAUGUGGGUGCUACCACAACUACUGGCUACGGUUUUACACUCAAGCGAAUGGUGUGUCUGGGGUUUGUCCAGAAUUUUGAUGGUAAAGGCGACACACAGGUAGUUACCAAUGAAUAUGUCUUAUCAGGCUCUUACGAAGUAGAUAUCGGUGGCAUCAGGUACCCAGCCAAGGUCAAUCUACACUCACCCAACUUGCCUACCAAGUACCCUGACCAGGAGAGGGAAGGAUACUUCGCCACCAGAGACAAGAUGGUGACGGAGCCAAUUUUGAGGGCGAAUAUUACCAAAUGACCCCGGCCAGUGACGCCAACACGACAACGAUAAGUUCCUUACGUCUGGUGAGCGUUGUCCACUCGUACAAGGACUAGAUUUAAAACUUUUUUCAUAUUACAAGGAUAGGUGUCAUAGCAGGAUGCCAAUCUGGAUAAACAUUGCAGAUGCUAUUGUGAAGUUCAUUUUUAAGGUACAUAAUUUGCCCUAGGUGACAUUAUUUUGAGCUAAAUUUGCCUUUUUGAAGGAUUCUUUUUUGGCUUUAUUCUAAAUUUGAUUCUGAAAUCUCAUAUUUAGUUAUACCUGCUGUUUGCUUACACAAACGAAACCGACGUUUUCGUUAAAAGAAUAAACAUGAUAGAAUCUGAUUAGGUUCAAGUACUAACAUUUUUUUUUAAUUUCCAGGGAAAUUUUCAUAUCUGAUUUUCGUGUGGGAUUAAAAAAUGAUGGGAUUUUUUUAUUUUUCCAUUCUGGCAUUAUGCAUUGUUCAUUAUUGUCAUCGUAGGAAAAGUUCAGGAUGUUGCUAUGAUUGUGAGAGAUGAUUUUUCUGUUGUUUCUGUUUCUAAACUGCCAGCAAACUUGUUGAGAACGAUAAAGUUCCAUUUUUUCAUGUUGGGAGAUUGACAAAAAUUAUAAAUCAGCAGAGUUUGUCCAAAAAUAUGGGAUGUUAACAAAAAUUUUCCACAAAAAAAGUGUGUUUCAAGAAAGAAUUUGCUUUAUUGUUAUUGACUAAUUAUUGUCAAAAAGUAAAAUCAGAAAUUUAUUAAAUGUUUUAUUAUGCACCUACAUUUGCAGAACACAGAAAUCACAAGAAAGAUUCUUUUUGCAAGUAUUUACAUCUAGUCCUUGUAUUAUAUGUGAUAAACCUGUUUUAUAACUUUGAAAAAGUUACUCAAAAGUAUAUAUCAAGUUGCAUAUGGUAUUGAAGAAAAUUUAGUUUUUUAAAGCAUAAUGAAAUUGUGCUGACAAUAUUCAGUUGUUAUUUAGAUUUAUGUCUUAAUAGUAGUUACCCAAUCAAAGUAAAAUUGUAAAAUUAACGCUUUAAAGCUUCUGAAAAUGUAUUUAUUAGUAUUUUGAAAACUAUAACUAUACAGUUUUGGUGUAUAGAUAGAGAUUAAACAAAAUUAAUAGACUUAAUCUUUCUUUCAUUUGUCUAUUUUUUUUACUGAAUAUUUUCCAUGCAAAGUACAUUUUAAUGUAAAUUAAACUACAAACUAUAUUUUCAACAUAGAAAUCAAAUUUACGCACAUGUAAAUAUGACUGAUAACUUUACAAAUCCGUCUUACUUCCAAUUAAAAACAGUUCAGGAACUUAAGUGUUAAUGUUAAAUGUUAGAAGUCUAUUUUAUGUUUGUUGACUACUGUUGAUUAAACUUACACCUCUUCCACUUUGUAGAAGUGAUAUGUUAAGAAGUGCCAAUGUAAAUUUAUGUUAGAUAAAAAAUAUGUUUUUGUAUUACUACAAUGUACUGAUUGAUUUCAAUUUUCAGUAUACUAAGAACAUUAGAGUCGUAUUAUAAUUUCAUUUGUUGUUCCAUUAUACUGAUACUUCUAAUCUAAACUAUGAAAAUCCAUAUAACUAUAAAAUCCAUUGUACCUUUGAAGACUUGAUUAGCGUUUAACAAACGCAAAAUUAAAUAUUUCAUUUUUGUACAGUGUUGUGUUACAAUUCCUUUAAACGAAUAUAAAAAUAUUGUAGCUGUACGUUUUUUAAAGGGAAUGUAAGAAUGUCAGCUUUGAAUAUAUAAAGUCUACUAUAUUACGCAAAUCCUGAAGCAGUUAAAUGGCUAGUAAACCUUUUGAAGUUAGUAAAAGUAGUUUUUACAUUUUGCAGACAAUAAACUAAACGCUUAGUAGUUGUAUGUACAAUACUUGAAAAGGUGCUUGUAAUAUGAUUUUUUAUUUAUGGAUCACCUAGCAAGUUUCAUCUGAUAAUUAUUAAUCUUUUCUCAGCCCAAUAUUUCUUAAUUUGUUUUAAUCUUAAUUUUCAUUCUAGCCUCUCUCAUUUUUGUGGUGAUUAUGUGUUUGAUCACAUUGUUACCUUAAAUGUUACUGUAGUAAUUAAACCAAUAGAACUCAGAAUAAAACUUAAGUUUAUUUAAUCACAACUUUGUAAUUUACUCAUCUAAUUAACUGAAACUAGUUUAAACACAAUUUAAUCUCAUGUCAGAUUUCUGAAUCUGCAUGAUGUUUUCUAGAUGUUCUAUCACUGUUGCAUUUAUUAUAUGAAAUUUUCCUAUAACCAUUAUGUAACAAAGUCAAUUUAAAACUGCAAUAAUAGUUUACCAAUAUAAGUAUCUACUGUCAAUGGUUGAUAGUCCUACUUUUACUUUUGUGCCAGUGUUAUGAUGACAAUGUCUUUUUUGAAGACGUAUAUGUUAACUAUAUUCUCUCAAUUUACUAUCUGAGGUUUGAAUUUGAAUCUAAGAUUUUUCUGCCUAAAAUAGGUUUGUUACCGUUAUUAUCACAGAUGUGGUAUUUUUAUUUAGUAUUUUAGUUCUUAUUUACCCAUAACAAUGCUGCUAAUUUUACAUGCAGAAAGACGAGCCAAGAUUGAGAUUCUUAAAUCAACUGUUAACAAGUUGGUAUUUUCUCAAAUUAUUUUCCUGUAUUUUGGAAGUUUCACUGAGUUACAUAAAAAUAAAAUGUACAAUAACUUUCUAAAAAUACAGGUUACAAAAAUAUAUUUCUUUAGUUUCCUGAAAGGUUUUUGUGAUCUGUUACAUUGUUUUAUGUAGUAGUAUGUUAUAUUUCAUAAGCAACGUUGAUUUACAUGUUCUUUGUAGCCUCUGUGAUUUGUAAUAAUCUAAGUCAAACAAAAAUAAAUUUAUCAAUAAA